Messenger RNA from Durusdinium trenchii, 522 nucleotides. Lineage: Eukaryota; Dinophyceae; Suessiales; Symbiodiniaceae. The record is from the annotation of a GenBank genome assembly.
AUGCACGCCUUGCCCUGGACGCAAGAGCGUUGGAUCGGCUCGGUGUUGCAGUCCUUCUCGCCCACCUUGACCUAUCGCAGCGACGGUGAAACCUACCGAGUACUGGGCGCUUUGUCCAUGAAGAUAUCGGAAUUCCUGCAGCUUUUGGCCAGCGCCUUACUGACCUUGGACUCGCCCUUCUGGCUACGGCUGGAGCUGAACCGUGCCAUCCGAGCUUUGCAAGAUGCGCGGCGCGAGUGCAUCGCCUGCCACGCGGCACUGGCCGGUGAUGCCUCCUGGACGUCGCAGCUCUAUGCCGUCUACAAAAGUGCUCAGCUGGGCAUGGCAUACUGGGCGAACCGGCCACUGGCCUCGUGGCUGAACACGUGGUCGGAGCACACGAACUUCUUGGCAGAUUGGGAUCCGAAGAGCCCUCUGGACUCAAAGCCCUUUCGGUUGGCCUCAGUGAACGUGACUUGGAUUGUGCAAACCAAUGGCCACAAGUGGGGCAGCCGAAUUCAGUGUGAGGGAAGAUGCCAAUGA